Messenger RNA from Penicillium argentinense, 729 nucleotides. RefSeq lists its product as uncharacterized. Lineage: Eukaryota; Fungi; Ascomycota; Eurotiomycetes; Eurotiales; Aspergillaceae. The transcript has 4 exons. Gene Ontology annotation, cellular component: cytoplasm. Bases 1 to 729 code for a protein of 242 amino acids. Gene Ontology annotation, molecular function: glutathione transferase activity. The record is from RefSeq and is a predicted model, not a curated record.
AUGUCCAUGGGGUAUGAUCUUCAUCUCAUCUUGCCCCUGACUCCUGCUGAUGAAGACGUACUUUCAGCUCAUCGAGCCUUGAUUACCCGCAAGCUCAAGGGAUUGGAGGAUGCUGUGACUUUCACAUCCGUGCACUGGCACAUGGAUGAAUCUGGCUGGCGCUUCGCAACGGCACAAGAUAGGGUUUCCGGUGAGAACACUCUGCAGGACCCUACACACCCACAGUUCACACGUCUGCGCGAUCUAUAUCUUUCUAUUGAUCCAGAAUACAAUGGUCGGGUAUCUGUGUCGGUUCUCUACGAUACAAAGACCAAGCAGAUUGUGAACAACGAGGCUGGUUUCGCCACGACACAGGCAGCUUACGAGAAGGCCAUGUGGGCACUCUUCUCAUCGCUUGAUCGUAUUGAGAUCCACCUCGCAUACAAAGAGUCAGGGUCAACCCCAUUCUUUUUUGGCUCAAACGUCACGGAGACUGACAUCAGGCUCUACACAACCCUGAUUCGGUUCGACCCAGUCUAUGUUCAGCAUUUCAAGACGAAUAUCCGUGAUAUUUGCUCGGGGUACCCGACGUUCCGGGAGACGACCGAGUUUGAGCACAUCAAAAAGCACUACACCAAGAGUCAUCCCCAGCUCAAUCAGUUCCAAAUCACAUCCCUUGGACCCCUGCCUGAUAUCCUACCAAAGGAUGAGGAAGUCAGGUCCGUUGCCGCUGUUGCGGAUUUGAGAUGA